Messenger RNA from Podarcis muralis (Common wall lizard), 2223 nucleotides. The record is from RefSeq and is a predicted model, not a curated record. NCBI's taxonomy places the organism in Eukaryota, Metazoa, Chordata, Lepidosauria, Squamata, Lacertidae.
AGUCAAUGAUGCAUAAGUUCCUAGGUGCCUAACAGCACUCUCAAGGAUAAAAUCUCAGGAUCUAUUUAGUUUUCCCAGUGUUUCUCCAGAACAAAUUGGCUCUGAUCCAAAGGGCCCAUGGAGGCUGAUCUAAAGCCAGUUCUUUCACAGUUGUAAAGGAUGCAAGAAAAGAGGGGAGUGAAUGAGUAUAAUUUCAACCCAGGAACAAGCUCAUAAAAUCAAUGACUCCCAAAGUGCUAUUGAAAAAAAGUGGUUUUUCAUACCUGCUCAUUACACCAUCUGAGUUAGGAAAGAAACACUGAAAUCAUCCAUUGCCUUUAAUUUGUAAUGAUGGGUCAUAUUUGGUUACUGCUCAAUUAUAGACAGCUAUAUUUGUUCCCAGCAUGUUGCACUGCUAUCCUUCCCAGACUGACAGUUUCACAACGGCACAAUUUGCACCUGUAGGUAAUAAGGAUGUAAUAGUGCAUAACAUCAUAAGUUGGAGAGGUAGCUGUAUAAUCCGGACUUCAUGUGCCUAGAUGAUAAUGUGACCAGUGGUGGUGUUGUGAGAGAAAUUGGGAGAUAAGCACUGAUGCUGCCAAAGUACAUUUAACCAGGUGGCUGCAAUUUAUUUAGGUACUAGAGGUUCUACUGCAUUCAAAACUGGAGUUUUCCAUUGUCACCUUUGGAGGAUCUCUUACUGCUUAUGCAUUGCCUAUACUGACCUGUUCCCUCUAUGUUUCUUCCCCUCCAAUUCCUUGGCACUUCCGUACAGAUGGCAAUAAGGAAUGAUUCCUCAGAUACCCGUAGCUCAGAAAGCCGAGAGAACAUCCAUGCCGAGGUGAGUGAGCUCUGUGAUCCAAAUUUGUCAGCUCCAUCCACUGAGGAUCUGUCUGUCACUCUGACGCCCUCCGAAGCAAGAGACUCAGCCGGCUGGGGGCGAUCGAGCGUUCAUACUCAGCAACAUUCCCGCAAUCAGUAUAACAUUUCCAUGCAUGUGCCGGAUUUGUGUGCCUGUACAGACUCCCUUCAAGAACUGCCUGGAGACCCGAUGGACCAAGAAGUAUCAGAAAUAAAUAGCUCUUUUACUUCAGGAACUUGUUCAGCCAUGAGUGCCUCUUCAGUGGUUCAGCCCGAGACCCCUAAGAGAAACGUAGGCAACAGUGGCAAUGUCACUUUGAAGGACCUGAAGAAGUGCUACAGUGUAGAUACACAGGGUCUUCUUAAAAAACCAUCAUCCUGGUUAGAUGAUCAAAGGAGACAUUCCAUAGAGAUUUGCUCCAUGGAAAACAGCCCUCAGCAUCAUUCCACAUCUAGUUCUUCUGGCUUCAUAAGUCAGGUCUUAAGUGAAAUGGAAGGCUUGCAAGGGACGCGGCAGAAGAAAAAACUGAGUCCCCCGUGUAUAUCAAUAGACCCACCUGAUGAACAGAGUUUGUUACUGAGGGGGCCACGCAGCGCCACACUGCCUGCCAGUGCAGACGUUUGCUUGCGAAGACGCGCCCCGUCCUGGGAUUCCAAGGAUUCGGUGGACGCAGGGGACUCGGCCCUUCCAGACAGUAUGUCACUAACUCCAACCCCAAAGAAAGACUUGUUGACUCUUCCUAGCUUUUCCUUUGAUCAAACAGAUGCGGACCCUUGAGUUAGUUUGUUUUCCGUUGUUGGUGCCAAAUGUUUCUUUUCUCCCUCAUGUAAUAAAUUAAACCUUUCCAUUCUAAAAUGGCACUGAUUUCUUAAAAAAAAAAAUCCAAAGAAAGUUUAAAGAGCUAGCUGGUUUUAAGAGUGGUUAAGCUAUAUCACGCUUACUUAAGCAUAAGUUCUGCUUGGGUAAAAGCAAUACAUUGUUCAGAGUCUAUAUGUAUAUUCUAUUUUAUUAAAUUAAUUGAACCUAGUAUUGCAGGAUGUAGUACAUUUUGUGGCUUAAAGACAUUGUUUAUUUUCUUCUUUUUUAUGUAUCUCAGAAUAUUCCUGAGAUUGCGUUGGUUUUUUUAAUGAAUAUUUUAACCUUUAAAAAUACAUAUUUAAUCCUCCCCUAUUUUCUUUUCAUUUUGCAAAGCACAAGAUGUAGCCAUUAGUGCAUUACUGAGAAAAUGUGUCCCAUGGUCAACUAGAAAUGAGAAUAUUUGCAAUUAUAAUGUACUUCACUCACUGACCCCUCAACUAUUUUCUGUAGAAAAUAGCCAUUUGGAUAUUUUUUUUACAACUGUAUUGGCAUUAAAAAAAAGAAUAAAAUAAUAUCCAAAAUGA